CUUCUCUCUUCUCUCUCUCUCUCUCUUCCUCCUCCUCCUCCCCAUCAUCCUUAUCUCUUCGAUAGAGGUCUGGUCCUCUCUUUACUUCAAAUCUAUUUCUCUUUCCUUUGUCUUUGUCUUCUCCUCUUAGACAAAAGAAUCGCUAUAGAUUAUACUUGGCCACUUUAGAGCGUCUGCGUCUCUUGUUCAGGACGCAGUUUUCGUGGGCCGCCACCUUUUAUCGAGAUACCCUAAUAGGACGCCUUUUACCGCGUUCUCGGUUCUUUGGAUUUUCUCCCUUUUUCCCCCCUCUUCUCCUUUCGAUUUAUUUUCGUCGACUCUUACAAAAUGCCUGCUGUCGACGUUGCUUCCGUUCCCGCCGUUUCGGCCAAGGAGACUGCUCAGUCUGUCGCCGUCCUCGAGGACCUCAUCAAGAACCUCACCAUUUCCACAACCCAGGAUGAGGCGAACGCUGCUGCUGAUAACCUUGCUCACUUGUUCAGCGGUCCUAUCCCUGAGCAGACUCUCCCCCUCAAGGCUGUUGAGUCCUUCAAGAAGCAGCUCUCCAACAAGAAGGAUGCUGUCGUUCGUGAGCGUGCUCUCCAGGGCAUUCGGGCUAUUGCCUCCCACGCCACUAUCGCCCCUGGUGUCGAGCCCCACCUCGUCUCUCUUCUCCCCGCUGUCCUCGCCGCUGUCGGUGACAAGAUGGUCCCCGUCAAGAACGCCGCUCAGGGUGCCGCUGUUGCCAUCGUCAAGGGCAUCAACGGCAACGCUGUCAAGGCUGUCCUCCCUCCUAUCCUCGACUCUCUUGCCAACGCCCAGAAGUGGGCUGAGAAGAUGACCGCUCUCGACUGUCUGUCCGACCUUGUCGAGUCUGCUCCCGCUCAGCUCUCCUUCCGUGUUCCCGAACUGAUCCCCGUUGUCUCCGAGGCCAUGUGGGACACCAAGGCUGAGAUCAAGAAGGCCGCUUACACCACCAUGGAGAAGGUUUGCGGUCUGAUCGUCAACAAGGAUAUUGAGCGUUUCAUUCCCGAGCUCAUCAAGUGUAUUGCCAAGCCUGAGAACGUCCCUGAGACCGUUCACUUGCUCGGUGCCACCACUUUCGUCUCCGAUGUCACUGGCCCCACUCUGGCUAUCAUGGUCCCCCUGCUUGAUCGUGGUCUCGUCGAGCGUGAGACCGCUAUCAAGCGUAAGUCCGCUGUCAUCGUUGACAACAUGUGUAAGCUGGUCGAGGAUCCUCAGAUCGUCGCUCCCUUCUUGCCCAAGUUGAUGCCCCGUCUGGAGAAGAACUUCGACACUCUGGCCGAUCCCGAGGCUCGUGAGAAGACCAAGCAGGCCUUGGAUACCCUGCUCCGUGUCGGUGACGUUAAGGACGGCAAGAUCCCCGAGAUCUCAAACGCUGGUGACAUUGCCACCGUUGCUGCCAUCCUCAAGGAUAUCCUUUCCGCCAAGUUCCAGGCCCAGAUUGAGCAGUCCGAGGCUGUCAUUAACUACGUCGGUGCCAUCGCUGGUCAGCUCGUUGACGAGAAGGACAGCGAGGUUAUCAGCUGGACCCAGAACGCUCUUCCCUACAUCACCGCGAUCGUCGGUGAGGAGGAGGCUAAGCCCAUCGCUGAGACCCUCCGCAAGCGUGCCUCCCCCGGUGCUGCUGAAGACGACGCCGUUCUCUCUGAUGAGGAGGAGGGUGAAGAUCUCUGCAACUGCACUUUCUCCCUGGCUUAUGGUGCCAAGAUCUUGCUCAACCAGACCGCUCUCCGUCUGAAGCGUGGUCAGCGUUACGGUCUGCUCGGCCCCAACGGUUCCGGAAAGACCACCCUCAUGCGUGCUAUCAACAACGAGCAGCUUGAAGGUUUCCCCAAGAAGAGCGAGGUCAAGACCGUCUACGUCGAGCACGACUUGGACGCUGCCGAUACUGAGCAGACCGUCAUUGGCUGGACCCUGAAGAAGCUCUGCGAGGUCGGACUUGAUCUUAAGCAGGAAGAUGUCGAGGCUAAGCUCGAGGAGUUCGGUUUCCUCCGUGAACAAUUCGAAGGUCCUAUCACCUCCCUGUCUGGUGGUUGGAAGAUGAAGCUGGCUCUUGCCCGUGCUGUCUUCGAGGCCCCCGAUAUUCUGCUCCUGGACGAGCCCACCAACCACUUGGACGUCAAGAACGUCGCCUGGUUGGAGAACUACCUCUGCACCUCUCCUUGCACAUCCAUCAUUGUCUCCCACGACAGCAAGUUCUUGGACAACGUCCUCCAGCAUGUCAUCCAUUACGAGCGCUUCAAGCUUAAGCGUUACCGUGGAAGCCUGAGCGAGUUCGUCAAGAAGCUGCCCUCUGCCCGCUCCUACUACGAGCUCGGUGCCUCCGACAUGGAGUUCAAGUUCCCCGAGCCCGGUUUCCUGGAGGGUGUCAAGACCAAGGCCAAGGCCAUCAUUCGUGUCACCAACAUGACCUUCCAGUACCCCAACACCCCCAAGCCCCAGAUCAGCGACAUUUCUUUCCAGGUCUCCCUGGGCUCUCGUAUUGCUGUCAUCGGUCCUAACGGUGCUGGUAAAUCCACCCUGGUUAACGUUCUGACCGGUGAAUUGAUCCCCACCUCUGGUGAGGUCUAUCAGCACGAGAACAUUCGUAUCGCCUACAUCAAGCAGCACGCUUUCGCUCACAUCGAUAACCACCUCGACAGCACUCCCUCCGAGUACAUCCAGUGGCGUUUCCAGACCGGUGAGGACCGUGAGACCAUGGACCGUGCCAACAAGAUCGUCACCGAGGAGGAUGAGAAGGCUAUGGACAAGAUCUACAAGAUUGAAGGCACCCCCCGUCGUGUCAUUGGUAUCCACGCUCGUCGUAAGUUCAAGAACACUUAUGAGUACGAGUGUUCCUUCCUGCUUGGUGACAACAUCGGCAUGAAGAGCGAGAAGUGGACUCCUAUGAUGACCUCUGACAACGCCUGGAUUCCUCGUAACGAGAUUAUGCAGUCCCACGCCAAGAUGGUCGCUGAGGUUGAUCAGAAGGAGGCCCUGGCCAGCGGUCAGUUCCGCCCUCUGGUCCGCAAGGAGAUCGAAAUCCACUGCGCUCAGUUCGGUCUCGAUGCCGAACUUGUUUCUCACUCCCGCAUGCGCGGUCUGUCCGGUGGCCAGCGUGUCAAGGUCGUGCUUGCUGCUUGCUCCUGGCAGCGUCCUCACGUCAUCGUCCUGGACGAGCCUACCAACUACCUCGACCGUGACUCCCUUGGUGCUCUGUCCAAGGCUCUGAAGGCCUUCGAGGGUGGUGUUAUCAUCAUUACUCACUCUCGUGAGUUCACUGAGAACCUCACCGAGGAAGUCUGGGCCGUCCUGGACGGUAAGAUGACUCCUUCCGGCCACAACUGGGUUCAGGGUCAGGGAUCUGGUCCCCGUCUCCAGGAGGACAACGAGGCCAAGGAGGUUGUCGACGCCUUUGGCAACAAGACUGUUGUAGAAAAGAAGAAGAAGCUUACCAGCUCCGAGCUCAGGAAAAAGCGAAAGGAGCGUCUUGCUAGGAAGAAGCGUGGUGAGGAUGUUUCUGAGGAUGAGGAUUUCUAGGUUUGUGCGAAAAUCGCUAGGAAAAGUGACUUUGCUUUUUUUUUUGAUGACCGAUAUGGGGUUAAUACAUGCUUAGCUUUUUUUGUUCAUGUAUAGAGGUUAUGAUUCUAUGAAUCCAAUUUCAUUUGUUCGCUUCAAAA
Molecule: messenger RNA, 3662 nt
Organism: Aspergillus ochraceoroseus IBT 24754
Lineage: Eukaryota; Fungi; Ascomycota; Eurotiomycetes; Eurotiales; Aspergillaceae
Product: putative translation elongation factor eEF-3
Exons: 2
Coding region: 328-3522 (1064 amino acids)
Molecular function (GO): ATP hydrolysis activity; translation elongation factor activity; ATP binding
Source: RefSeq, a predicted model, not a curated record